Esox lucius (northern pike) is the source of this 3026-nucleotide messenger RNA. Its product is annotated as zinc finger protein OZF-like. Bases 64 to 1614 code for a protein of 516 amino acids. The record is from RefSeq and is a predicted model, not a curated record. Gene Ontology annotation, cellular component: nucleus. The transcript has 3 exons. Gene Ontology annotation, molecular function: DNA-binding transcription activator activity, RNA polymerase II-specific; RNA polymerase II cis-regulatory region sequence-specific DNA binding. Gene Ontology annotation, biological process: regulation of transcription by RNA polymerase II. NCBI's taxonomy places the organism in Eukaryota, Metazoa, Chordata, Actinopteri, Esociformes, Esocidae.
CGCAUUAAUACCAUAGAAGAUUGUUGAGAAAACCCAGCAGGCGUCGAAGCGAAAGUUGUUGAAAUGGAGAUGGAGGACAAACCCAGCCUGCUGCUCUCCUUCCACACUGAACCCAAACAAGAACCACUGGAUUCUGAUUGUGACAGUAAAGCUCAGUGUUCAUUGGUGGAUUCAGAGAUGACAUCAGUGAAGCAGGAAGACUGCAGUCAAGUGCUGGGAUUGAAUGAUAUUAAAUAUGAAGAGGAGGAGAAGAAUAUUGGGGAUUUAAUAAAUCAAGAUCAGAUUGCUGAAGUUGAUACAUUUCCUACAUCUGGAGACCAACAAGAGGAAGGCUGCAAAGAUAAGAAGUCUCAUCCCUGCCCCCAUUGUGGAAAACGUUUCCUCUCUAUAUCAGAUUUAAAAAGACACACUAACAUACAUACAGGAGAGAAGCCUUACUCAUGUUCUGACUGUGGGAAAAGUUUCUCUCAAAUAGGUAACCUUAGUGUUCAUCAGCGCACACAUACAGGAGAGAAGCCUUUUUCUUGUUCUGAUUGUGGGAAACGUUUCUCUAAAUUUGGUAACCUUAAAGUUCACCAGCGCAUACAUACAGGAGAGAAACCAUAUUCCUGUUCUGACUGUGGGAAACGUUUCAAUGAAUUAUUUAAGCUUACUAAACAUCGGGAAGUGCACACAGUGGAGAAGCCUUAUUCCUGUUCUGAUUGUGGGAAGAGUUUUUCUCAUUUAAGUACCUUUAAAGUUCACCAGUGUGUACAUACAGGAGCGAAGCCAUACAAUUGUUCAGACUGUGGGAAGAGUUUUUCUCAUUUAAGUACUUUUAAAGUUCACAAGCGCAAACAUACAGGGGAGAAGCCUUUCUCCUGUUCUGACUGUGGGAGGUUUUUUAUUACAUUAUCUGUGCUUACUAAUCAUCAGAGAGUACACACAGGAGCUAAACCUUUUUCAUGUUCUGACUGUGGGAAAAGUUUCUCUCAAGUAUGUAACCUUAAAGUUCACCAGCGCAUACAUACAGGAGAGAAACCGUAUUCCUGUUCUGACUGUGGGAAAAGUUUCACUGAAUGUUUUGAGCUUACUAAACAUUGGGAAGUGCACACAAUGGAGAAGCCUUUUUCCUGUUCUGACUGUGGGAAGAGGUUUUCUCAUUUAAGUAACCUUAAAGUUCACCAGCGCAUACAUACAGGAGAGAAGCCUUUCUGCUGUUCUGACUGCGGGAAGUGUUUCAGGAAAUCGUCUAAUUUUACUACUCAUCAGAGGGUGCACACAGGAGCAAAGCCUUACAAUUGUUCUGACUGUGGGAAGUGUCUUUCUCAUUUUAGUACUUUUAAAGUUCACAAGCGCAAACAUACAGGGGAGAAGCCUUUCUCCUGUUCUGACUGUGGGAGAUGUUUUAUUACAUUAUCUGUGCUUACUAAUCAUCAGAGAGUACACACAGGAGCUAAACCUUUCUCAUGUUCUGAUUGUGGGAAGAGUUUCUCUCAAGUAGGUAACCUUAAAGUUCAUCAGCGCACACAUACAGGAGAGAAGCCUUUCAUCUGUUCUGACUGUGGGAGGUUUUUCAUUACAUCAUCUAGACUAACUAGUCAUCAGUGUGUGCACACAGGGGAGAAAUAUUAAACCUGUUCUGACUGUGGGAAAAGUUUCAGUCAUUGUUUCCCUCAAAAAACAUUAGCAGAUACAUGCUGGAAAAUAACUAUACUUGUGAAUGUAUGGGAAGUGCUUUCCAACAUAAUCUCAAGCUAUUAUCAAGUUCUAACACAUUAAAAUGUUAUAAAAACGAUACUACAACUAUUAUAUACACUGGUAGGAUGUCUCCAUUGAUAAAAAAGACUCACUGUAAGUGCUUUUGAAACAUCGCAGGUGGCGCUCUCUUCACUCUGCGUGCUUCUGUGCAUUCUGGGAUGCGCUGCUGCUUCCCUCCAUCACACGGACAGAAACAGACUGUUGCAAAUGUUACACAUCACCUGUAGUGUGGGGCCUGCGGACUCUGUGUUUAUAUCUUGGACUUUGUGUCUCCCUGUGCCUGCACCAUACUCUAUGACAGUCCAUGCUGUGCCAUCUUCCCCAAUCAUUGGUAGUGCUAGUUCCGCAACAACAUACUUUAGACUGAGCCUAGGUCCGCCUCACUUGUCUCUGAUGUGUUGGAUCAAUGUCAGAUGCCACUCCGUCUCGAUGCCACUCCGUCUCGAUGCCACUCCACCAUCAGACUCACCAUCACUUAUUUGAGUUAGUAACUCUAAUGCCAUUUUGGCAUCCAUUAAUCUCUUUUUCCUCAAACCUCAAAUCUCACUCUAAACGUUAGCCCAUAUAUAAAUGCAUUUAUUUCCGUGCGGUUUGUGUUUAAACAUAAACAUUGAAUGCCGUCGCCUACCAAUUUAGAAUGUGUAAACAUAAACCGUGUGAAAAUAAAUGUAUUUUUAUAUACAGGUAUAUUUUACCCUGUGGCAGUUAUAGGUAUAAAUGGAUCAGCGAGUGCUUUACAACAUCAAGUACUGUAACAAGUGCUUUACAACAUCAAGUACUGUAACAAGUGCUUUACAACAUCAAGUACUGUAACAAGUGCUUUACAACAUCAAGUACUGUAACAACCAAUCAGAGAGGCACACAACUGAAGCAUAAUCUGCUCUGGUUGUUGAUUGAUUGAUUUCAGAGAAAUGAGAAGCUUGAAGUCACACCAGAAUACAACAAAAAUGUAGGAGGUUUGAAAGGAUGUGAGCUUAUUUUACAAUCCCUUAUUUUUAGCUGAGUUACAGAUUUUAUAGAGUAGUGUUUUAUUUACUACUGUCGUUAUUUUUGAAUGUAUUGUAUUUUUCUCUUGUUGUAUGUAGAUCCUGAUUACUUUCUAUUUAUUGUGUGUUUGUAUCCCCAUUAGUUCCUGUCAGAGCAGCAGCUCCUCCUCCUGGGAUGUGGGACUGACCUCUUCCUUGGUCUCUCACGAAAUACUUUUCUAACCGAGCAUUUUCACAUUUUUUAUGAAUAAAACCAAAUAUUAAUAAAAAAAAUGUAGGUAUAUGCCUAGUGGAAUGUCA